GAUCGAACAUUCCUCAUUAAAUGUUAACUGUUUAACUGACUCAGGCCGCUAAUGAUUGUGAUCUGGAACCUAUUGCUUAUGAAUUCUUCACUCAAGCAUUUGUUUUGUACGAAGAGGAGGUUGCAGACUCAAAAGCUCAAGUCACUGCCAUUCACUUAAUUACCGGAACUCUUCAGCGGAUGAAUAUAUUUGGAGUUGAAAACCGAGAUACGCUUACACAUAAGGCCACAGGGUAUUCGGCGAAGCUUUUGAAGAAGCCUGAUCAAUGUAGAGCAGUUUAUGCAUGUUCUCAUUUAUUUUGGGUUGACGAUCAAGAUGGAGUUAAAGAUGGUGAAAGGGUUCUCCUUUGCUUAAAGCGGGCCUUGAGAAUCGCAAAUGCCGCACAACAAAUGGCAAAUGCGACGAGGGGCAGUGGUGACCCGGUGAUGUUGUUCAUUGAAAUAUUGAACAAGUACCUUUACUUCUUUGAGAAAGGAAAUCCCCAAAUUACAAGUUCUAUACUGCAAGGUCUGAUUGAACUCAUCAAAACUGAGACGCAAAGUGACACCUCGUCAGAUCCCUCAGCCGAUUCCUUCUUCGCUAGCACACUGCGAUACAUCGAAUUCCAGAAGCAGAAAGGUGGCGCUACUGGUGAGAAGUAUGAACCCAUCAAAACUUGA
Molecule: messenger RNA, 659 nt
Organism: Zingiber officinale
Lineage: Eukaryota; Viridiplantae; Streptophyta; Magnoliopsida; Zingiberales; Zingiberaceae
Product: vacuolar protein sorting-associated protein 35B-like
Exons: 5
Coding region: 180-659 (159 amino acids)
Biological process (GO): intracellular protein transport; retrograde transport, endosome to Golgi
Cellular component (GO): retromer complex; late endosome; retromer, cargo-selective complex
Source: RefSeq, a predicted model, not a curated record